GCCCCACAGAAUCCCAGUAAAGAAGAGGGAAGUUAGGGUGAAGAGGAAACUGAGGUGAUGAAAAACGAAUUUCCAAGUCAUAAGCACCAGAGAGCCGCCUCCAUAGCGCAGUCUUGCUGCGCCGUCCAGCCCGACGGGAGCUCAGCCAUCCUCCACCGGUGUGGGCCGCGGAACGGCUCUAGCCCCGCCCCCUGCCGCGGGACGCGCCGGGAGAGGCGCGGGUUCCCCCGCCCGCUCAAAGAGGGAGAAGGAAAUACUGUCUGGUGUGGUGGUCCUCUCCAGUAAGGAUUCCGUCCAGCACCAGGGAGUGUCCUUGACCAUGGAAGGGACUGUGAACCUGCAACUCAGUGCCAAGAGUGUGGGCGUGUUUGAAGCUUUCUACAAUUCCGUGAAGCCAAUUCAGAUUAUCAACAGCACCAUAGAAAUGGUGAAGCCAGGAAAGUUUCCCAGUGGCAAGACAGAAAUUCCUUUUGAAUUCCCUCUGCAUGUGAAGGGCAACAAAGUUCUGUAUGAGACUUACCACGGCGUGUUCGUCAACAUCCAGUAUACGCUGCGCUGUGACAUGAGGCGGUCGCUGUUGGCAAAGGACUUGACCAAGACCUGCGAGUUCAUCGUCCACUCAGCUCCACAGAGAGGGAAGCUGACCCCGAGUCCUGUGGACUUCACCAUCACGCCGGAGACCUUACAGAAUGUCAAGGAGAGAGCAUUGCUUCCCAAAUUCCUCAUUCGAGGCCACCUCAACUCCACCAACUGUACAAUCACACAGCCACUGACGGGCGAGCUGGUGGUAGAGCACUCGGAUGCUGCUAUCCGGAGCAUUGAGCUGCAGCUGGUCCGCGUGGAGACGUGCGGGUGUGCAGAAGGCUACGCCCGCGACGCUACAGAGAUUCAGAACAUUCAGAUUGCUGAUGGUGAUGUCUGCCGGGGCCUCUCGGUGCCAAUUCACAUGGUCUUCCCCAGGCUGUUCACCUGCCCCACGCUGGAGACUACCAACUUCAAAGUGGAGUUUGAGGUCAACAUUGUAGUGCUGCUUCACGCUGAUCACCUCAUCACUGAGAAUUUCCCGCUGAAGCUCUGCCGCAUGUAGCCCAGGAGCAGGGAAAGCACACGGCCAGAGGGGUGGCUUGCCCGACUGCCAGGGAGCCGAGGCCAGCAGCACAUACUGUUUCUGUGAUUGUUCUGUAUCAGAAAUGAACCGACUUCCUUCUGUCCCCUUGAGGCUGCUGCUUUGCACAGGCACCUGCUGAGACUGCCUGUGGGAGGUGCCAGCAGACUGCUUGUGCUGGCUCCCCAAACCAUGUUGCUCUUAGCUCCAGGAAAGCAGUUUGUCUGCAGCUUGAGUUUUGCUGGAAAGGGACAUCCUAGGGACAGGAGAGAAGCCCCUCUGAAUGCUGAUGGCAGAGGGUCUGGUCUGGCCAAGUCACAUGAAGGGUGCUGGCCUUGUACAGUUACUUGUGAGGUGAAGGUUGCUGUCCAGGGAGGCAUGCCCAGUGCACCCACUAGAAAUGUGGAGCUUUUCUCCUCUAUUCUGAAGUUCUCUACAGCAUUUUUCAUUGUUAUGUCCCCUUUUUAGGGGCCUGGAGUAGAAACAUUCUGUGCUUUCACAGGCCCAAGGGGGUUUGGCACCAGUGGCCGGAAUUGGAUGUUUGCAGGCUCCAGAACUGGCUCACACUCUCAUGCUGCCGUAUUCCCAGAGGAGACUGUGUUUCCACUCUUGUUCCAGGGUGGUGCUGAAUGGCAGCAGCCUCUGCAAAGGGCAGGUGGUAAAGGUGCCUCUCCAUGGGAGGUACCAGCUGUGCCCUUGGCCUGCUGGGCUUGGGCUGCCCCGACCCACCCAAGGGACUGAACUUCCAGCCAGGCUUUUCCUCAGCCUUGUACCCUAGCUGAUGGACUAUGGUGAGUCUGUGCUCUAGGUUUCCUCCUUGGGUCCUGCCCUCAUCGAGAUGCCAGUAGAGCCCUGCUACCUGCUGGGCACACCAGCCUGCCCUCUAGAGGUGCUGCUCAUGCCAGGCUGGCUCAUGCUGAAGGCUUCAAGUUAUCCCCAUGGCCCUACAGCACCCUGCUCAACUUCGCUGGGGGGUUCACCAGUGACACCGCAAGUCUGAGCUGAGUCAUCUGAGAACUGGCUCUCCGAAAAUACGUUUCUGGCUUGUAAAUCUUUUAUACUCACCCGACUGCCAUAAUUCUCUGUCCUUGGUGAUGUCUUUAAACACAGAAGUCAGAACAAAGAGGCCAUGUUUUGUGGGAGAUUUGUAAAGAAAUCAUUUUUAAUGAAAUAAAGUUUUACUCUAAAACGUAAAUGAAAUUUUGAGAAAAGUCUUGGAAUGUACAUAUUGUGCACUUUAGAUAAACCUGGUGAGGAAUAAUUAUUACCUAAAGUGACAGCUUAGCUACCUUUGUGCUUUCAUUCACUCCCAAGCAGCCAGGUAAGGGAUAGAGCUGGCCACCCCCCUCCACUUCACCUGACAUCUCCACACCUGUUAUUAUUGCAAAGCUCAGGUGUUUGCUGUCUGGGACAGUGGCUGCCCUUGCUGGCUAGAGCUGGUCGUAGCCAUUGGCCCAGCCUCAGGAGUUACCAGAGUCUCCAUUUGACCAAGAGGAACUAGGAGAAGAAGGAAAGAAAGCUAUGAACUGUGAAUCCAAACAGUAUUGUUCUGGAAUUGCCUUUUAGAGGAGGAACACAUUUUUGUAAUUACUUAAAGAGAAACGGGGCCUAGCUCUACUUAGCUCUUAGCUGCAUUGUGGGUUGUGGGUAAAGGUAAGGCCGCCCGUUAGAGAUGACAUGUUAAAAAGAGCCAGAGCCCUGGGCCUGACCUCACCUAACAUAGGCCUCUCCUCACCCAGGGCCUGUGUCCUGACCUUGGCAGCCUAGCUGGUUCUGCCAUCCCAUAAGUCAUGGUGUGAGUCUGAAUUUCCCUGUAAAAAGGCAAGGAGCAAACAACCUCAACAUGCUGGCAGUGUCACAGCACUGCUCAGAUUGCCAGUGGUGUCCCCAACAUUCCACUGUACAGUUGGGGCUAGAUAUUGCAGAACCUACAACUGUGGUUUCAGACUAAUGUCCUAAAUGCCUCUGCAAUAGCCCUGGUCAUGCAACAGCAUGGAGUCAUGUGACAGCACCAAACAAGUGAGAGUAUGGCCUCAUCUGUACCAUAGUGUCCCUAGCAGAACAUGCGUAGCACAAAAGUGGCGAGAGAAAGGUUUCCAUGCAGCAGAGCCACCAGAUGGUGGGCCCCAGUUCUACUGUAUGUCAGUGUAAUAGCCCAGGUCCAUAGUCCACACUGCCCCAGGGCUAUGUCAGGGCAGGAGUCCCCAGGUUUCAACCCUGCCCAUCCUGUCAUACAUGUACUCAUGGGCUGCUGUGGACUUCAGGCACCUGAAGACGAGUCAGCAGGAAAGGGAGGACAGGACUUGUUCAGUAACAAGUCUCGUAAGUUGUAGUUACCCACUUGACCUCCUAAUUCCUGUAAAGAAAUUACAAAGAAGUAGGCACCAGAGUCCUGUUCUUGAUGGGUCCCAAGUAGAGCCCUAAACCCUUCUCAUUGGCUUACGAAGAAUUCAUUGCCCUUCCUCCAUACACCACUGUAAGGGGGUCUCGAGUUCCCUUUUAGUCUGAGCCACUACACUCUCAAGCAGAGGAUUAGGAGAUGCUCCCUACCAUAUGUAACUUUUCUGGCUCUACUGUCUGAGCUGUCUUUUUGGAUGAUCCAUCUCCUAGAGUGCUACCUUGGUGAAUUACCCUUUUCAUUGUCCCUGCUGUGAUAACUGCAAUCCUGAGGUAGUUCCAGAACAAACCCUUUGGGUUUUAGAAGGUUUCCAUCCCAGGCUUCUAUUUUGUUGCAGUUAUCCUGUCAAUACUUCCAUCAUAGCAGCUGGGGAGAUGGCUGAGUAGAAUAAGCACUUCCCUGGCAAGCGCAAGGGCUGAAUUUAAUCCCUGGUUCCA
Molecule: messenger RNA, 3940 nt
Organism: Octodon degus (degu)
Lineage: Eukaryota; Metazoa; Chordata; Mammalia; Rodentia; Octodontidae
Gene: Vps26c
Product: VPS26 endosomal protein sorting factor C
Exons: 8
Coding region: 320-1087 (255 amino acids)
Biological process (GO): intracellular protein transport
Cellular component (GO): endosome
Source: RefSeq, a predicted model, not a curated record